GCGUGAAGCGUGAGGCGCACGGAGCGAGCACACAAGCCGCGCCGGACAGCAGAUCGCUCCGCACAUUGGAAAGGAAGUUUUGUUGACCCGUUUGCCGCAGCACAUGUCUUGGAGAGAGGCAUGAGGGUGAUCUCCCGUCAGAUCUGGUCUUCCGUCUGACAAGUACUCACACCUGAUCGCACGAGAGGGACUCGGUUUCGCCCGCCAGCGCGUCACUCGGUCAUCGCAUCACUCAGCUGAUUUGAUUGUUAUCGCAACAUCGCCCGCCGUCUGUCUGUCGCGAUGGGGUGCUCCUGGUUCGAGGAGUGGAGCAAGGCCGUGACCAACUUCAAGCACAAGCUCACCGAGAGCAUCGACUCGGCCUUCGAGAGGUACACGGGCUUCGUGUACGACCACCCCUGUUGGGUAAGCAAAGUCAUUCACACACACACACACACACACACACACACACAUAGACACAGACAGAGAGGGAGGUCCUCACCUCACAGCGGUUCUGCCAUCGUGUCUUGUGGUUGUGUGACUGUGUUGGCAGUUCAUAUGGAUUCCCGCGAUAGUGUCGAUAGCCAUGGGGUCUGCGUGGAUCUUGCGCGAGGCGGAGGCCAACCCCCGGACACUCUACGCCAAACCCACAUCAGACGCCAUGAGCGUAACCAUCACACACGCACACGCGACUGGCGGGCACAGAUGUGGUCUCACGUGUGCGAUUUGUGUUGGGUUGUGUCUGUUGAUUGACGGACGUCUAUUAUCAGGACCUGGCCUUGAUCCAGGAGAGGUAUGGCGACUGGCCGCGUGUGACGUUCCUGCUGUUUGUGGGGGAGGAUGGCAAGAACCUGCUGGACGAGGACGUCCUGUACAGGGCCAACCAAAUGGUGGAGGGGCUCAACAAUCGCAAUGUCACUGUCAACGGCAAGGAAUACCCCUUCGAUGAAGUCUGCGUCAAGGGUACGUGA
Vitrella brassicaformis is the source of this 950-nucleotide messenger RNA. The record is from the annotation of a GenBank genome assembly. Lineage: Eukaryota; Vitrellaceae.